Molecule: messenger RNA, 801 nt
Organism: Caenorhabditis briggsae
Lineage: Eukaryota; Metazoa; Nematoda; Chromadorea; Rhabditida; Rhabditidae
Exons: 6
Coding region: 1-801 (266 amino acids)
Source: RefSeq, a predicted model, not a curated record
AUGACGUCAUCAACGUCAAGUGAUUCUUCGGGUGAUGAGAGAAAACUCCCAUCCGCAUAUCGCCUGAGCAACACUACUUCGAAGGCUUCAAGAAGACGUCGUCGCCAUUCUUCUACUUCUUCGUCUCACACUUCUGAUGCUUACGAUUCUGAUGUAAACCAGAAGAAUCGGGAAAGAAGCAGACGACGUGGAGGAAAACAUGAUGCUAGGGAGAGAAAUGAAGCGAAGGGGCGGAGCCAGAAAAGGAGAAAAAAGAGAGAUCGACCAAUGUGGAGAGAGGAGGGAGAGAUUUCAAAUGAAUCCGAACCAGAGCACUCAUCCUCCAGUAGCUCAAAUAGCAAUUGGAGCAACAACCAUUGUCGUCAAAAUAGAAGAAGAUCAAGAAGUAGAGAAAGAGAUUACGGAGUAGAUAGAUUCAGAAGUCAAGACUAUCAGAAUUCAGGUGGUCGACGAGUCGAAAGAUCCAGAAGACGGCGAUCACCACGAGAGACAUUCAAAUGUAACGAGUGUGGAUGUACGCUUUUUUCAAUUAAGGCCCUAAUCCAUCAUCAAAUGAACGAUCACAAUCUUGAUGCGCAGUGUCAUUUGUGCCAGAAGAAAUUCGAAACGAAGAAUUCGUUCAGAGAGCAUUAUGAAUCGAAGCACACUCAGGAAGUGGUGAAAUGUGUCUUCUGUAAAAGCACAUUUGAUAAGCCACUAGAGAUGAAAGAUGACAAGUGGACCGAAUUCUUCGCGCAUCUUUAUGGGGAAAUCCUCUACUCCCGUCUUGCCGAACAUGAGGAACGACGAGUUGGCAAAUGA